Messenger RNA from Acytostelium subglobosum LB1, 669 nucleotides. RefSeq lists its product as hypothetical. NCBI's taxonomy places the organism in Eukaryota, Evosea, Eumycetozoa, Acytosteliales, Acytosteliaceae. The transcript is spliced from 2 exons. Gene Ontology annotation, biological process: lipid metabolic process. The record is from RefSeq and is a predicted model, not a curated record. The annotation marks the transcript as partial.
GUUAUUGUAGCAUUCCGAGGAACACAACCAUUGGAUCUUGACAAUUGGAUAACUGAUGCUCAUUUGAUUCAAGUACCAAUCAAUAAGAGUGAACCUGAUAUAAAGAUACAUUCUGGUGUACUUGGUCUAUACAAUGAACUUAAACCACAACUAGAGUUCUUUGUAAGUGAGAUACAAGAACAAUGCCCAACUUGUACAAAUUUGGAAGUUACUGGACAUUCAUUGGGUGCUGCAUUGGCUACUAUGAUGGUGUAUGAUUUCUAUCCAAGUCGCUUCAACAAGACAUUGUAUAGGUAUAUUUAUGGAUCACCUAGGUUGGCCAAUCAAGCAUUCGUCGAUGCCUUUCUAAAGAGGGUGGGCUCCAACAUUGACAAUGUUUGGAGGAUCGUACAGAGUAAGGACAUUAUAUCACAGCUACCAUUCAAGAAGAUGGGAUAUGCUCCUCUUCCACACGAAGUUUGGUUGAACAGUGAUGGAACAGUCAAUCAUGUUUGUCUUGGAAGUGAGGAUGAAGAAUGUCAAGCCUCACUACCAGUUAGACUUCUGGAAGUAAGGCCACACUCCUACUACUUUGGUAUCAACUCUGGUGCAUGCGAGAGGAACGACUACCCUAUCAUCACAAUUGGUCUCAAUUUUAACUUUAACAAUCAACAAAAUAUUGUAGUUGGC